This is a messenger RNA of Paramuricea clavata, 24671 nucleotides long. NCBI's taxonomy places the organism in Eukaryota, Metazoa, Cnidaria, Anthozoa, Malacalcyonacea, Plexauridae. The record is from the annotation of a GenBank genome assembly.
AUGAUAGAAGAUUUAGAGUCAGACCAUCCACAAGAAAAUCCAACCAAUGAUGACAAUGAGAGAAGUCAAAACAAUGAAGAUAUGUCCAGUGAGUGUGCUUUAGAAUAUCUACAGUAAUAACUACAAACAUUCAAAAUGUAGUUUUAGUAAUGUGAAAAAAUAGUCAUAUCUAUAAUAAUUAAAUUAUCUAUAAUCACUAAAAAGAAUAGAAUAUUUAGAAAUGUAAUUUAGCAAUGUAAAAAUUUAUUCACUAAUUUAUUUACUCAAUUUCUUGUUUUCUCCAGACAAAUCUUCUGAGUCAGACCAUCCACAUGAAGAUCCAACCAACGACCGGGAGCCAAGCCAAAGUAGUGAAAAUAUAUCUGGCAGUGAGUGUGCUUUAGAAUAUCUAGUAACUAAAAACAUUCAAAAUGUAUUUAGCAACUAAACCAUUUGUUUUUGGACUGGUCAGGGGCAUCGCUAUAGGGGGUGUGGGGGGUAACACACCCCAAUAAUUCAAACGUUGGUCAAAGUUGGUCAAAAUGGAACUGAUAUUUGCCCAAAGUUGGUCAAAAUGGAACUGAUAUUUGUUUAAAAUUGAAGGUAAAACUAGGAAAAAUUUCGGAUAAAAGAUGGUCGAAGUUGCUCAAAGUCAUGAAAUGGUUCGCAGUUUUAACAAUUAUAAAGUUUUUGUUAUGUUUGCGAUGAAAAAUUUAUAUUUGAAAAAAUUAUUAUUUGUAAUAAUUAUUUGUAAUGUCCCGAUACCUUAUAUUUUUUGUCCUCUCUAGAUGAUCUUAGUUUAUUGGUUAAUAUGAUAGAAGAUUUAGAGUCAGACCAUCCACACGAAAAUCUAACCAAUGAUGACAAUGAGAGAAGUCAAAACAAUGAAGAUAUGUCCAGUGAGUGUACUUUAGAAUAUCUACAGUAAUAACUAAAAGCAUUCAAAAUGAUUAUCAGAUCGAGUAUAUAUUAAACCUUUACAUACAAUUUAAUAAAAUUUGCUUCAUUCCACAAAGCAUAAAGCGACAAUACAUGUAAAGUUGACCACCAAGCGUUUUCCUAUGCAUAAGGCUAAGUGAAAUAAUUUAUUUUGUGACAUUCACCUAAUUUAAUUUAUUUUGAUUUGUUGUCUUUUACAACAGAAGAUGACCCAGCUGCAACUCCCCCUGAUGAACAACAUGAAGGCAUGCUGCACGAAUCUUCAAUUGAAGAACCACAUGUGAGAGAUGUCGAACCAACACACCAUGAUGUUACGUACACUGUGGUAGAUGGAGCUACAAAACGUGGAAAAUCAAGGUUAAUCGACAGUCAAGGGUACACAUAUAAUGUGAAGAGAAGACGUGUCAAUGCGACGGAUUGGCAGUGCUCAGUCCGCCCAAAAGGUAACCCAUGCAGAGCUACAGUAAAACAAAAUAACAAUGACAUUUUUGAGCGCAACACCUGUAGUCAUAACCAUCCUGGAGAACCUGGAGCCAUAACUGCAGCAAAAAUAGCUGUGACUGUAAAACAAAAGGCAACAGAUGACCUGUUUAAACCCGCAUCUGCUAUUGUCGAUGAAGUUUUCCUUGAUGAAAUAGAUGACCGUCCGUGCCCUAGUUUGCCAAAACCAGCAAACCUAGCCAGAGCUGCAAACAGAUUGCGUCAGCGCCUGAGACCAGAUGACCCUGCUGAUUUGAAAUUUGUCCUGCAAAUGGAACACAUACCAGAUGGGUUUCUGCAAAAGGAUAUCUGUGUUCGGGAAAGGCGUCAUCUCUUAUUUGCGACUGAACAGCAUUUGAGCAUAUUAAACAAUGCAAAAACAUGGUACAUUGACGGAACAUUUAAACUAUGUCGGUAUCCCUUUACCCAACUUCUAACCAUCAACGCAUUUGUUCGAUCCGAUGACCAUAUGAAACAAGUGCCUCUUGUUUUUGUCUUGAUGUCUGGAAAGAAAAAGAAUGAUUAUGUUAAGGUAAUUAUAUUGCAAUAUAUAUUUAGCUAAAUCAACACAGUAUUUGAGAUAAUAAGUAAUCAACAUAGUUAUAGAUUACUUACAUAAUUCAGACGAUAUAUGGAUUAUAUACAGUGGGUGCCAAAAGUGUUAGUGCAGUACGAGACAAUUGCAGAUCUCUCAUGCAAAUGUUCAAUACGGUAUAGAUAGAGCAAACACAGAUUUUCGAGGUCUGCAACAAGCUGUUUUAUCUGUAAAGAUCAUCACCGCUAACUAAAGUUCAUUACUACUAAUGAACUACCAAUAAAGUCAUUAUUAUUAUUAUUAGGUCUUAAAGGAGAUAAUAGGUUUGCUUCCAAACCCUGCAGUCCAGAAAGUUGUCAUCGACUUUGAAAGUGCCAUUUGGGGAGCUUUGAGGAAAGUGCUUCCAACAGUGAAGAUAAUGGGCUGUGUCUUCCAUUGGACACAAGCCUUAUGGCGCAAGAUCCAAGCCCUCGGUCUACAGUCUGCUUAUACCUCUGACAAUGGUACAUUUAAGUUUUUACGAAGAGUGAUGGCCUUACCAUUUUUGCCCCAUGACCAGAUUUAUAAAAAAUAACAAUUUAGUAUUUAGGCAUGUGCGAGCGACAAUUAUCCAAUCAGAAUCCAAUAUUUUCAUUUUCCCGCGAAUACGUUUGUUUAGAUUACAUCAUUCAUGAUACAUACUAUGACAUCAUAACUGAGACCCAGGUCAUCGCGCGGAAUUCAAGAUGGCGUCAGGCAAAUGUGCAUUCCUCGAUUUAGCCGCUAGUGUCACACUAAUAUUUAUUGAGCCAAAUUGUCUAAAUUCGUAUAUAGGAACUACGCAUCUUUAGAGUCGCAUGUCGGGACUCUACUGCAAACCGCCAAAACCAUGAACAAAAUAUUCACGAUAUGAAACCGCAACCACAGUCCACAGGUAUUUUUUUAGGAAUACUUCACAAUUUAAGGACGAUUUAACUAAAAUCUGUAGUUGUCUGUUAAAAAGCAUUUUUCAAGCAUGUCCAUGCUGUAAAACGAUACGGAAAAUAAAUCAUUUUACUUAGUUUACCUUUUGUUGUUUUGGGGGCGAAACGACUUGGGGCGAAUCGACUUGGGGGCGAAACGACUUGGGGCGAAUCGACUUGGGGGCGAAACGACUUGUAUUCCUUUGGACACAUAGCGUUGCAACCUAUUCAUCAUUUGGUUUGCACUCAUGGAAUUUACCAUCUGCUUCAGUUCUUCCAUUGUCAUGUUUGCAUCAGCAGGAUGUUGACGCAAGUAAACAUUUGCUUGUGACAACAGCUGAUGCCGUUGUUUCAUAUUUAACGCCCAAUAAGGAAACCGUGGGUGAGAAGCAAACCUCCAUUCAAACUUACCAUCUGCAAGCCUCUCUGCAAACUUCAUUAAAUGUUUGAAAGCUUCAGUUAACGUUAUACCAUGUUGCCGUGACCUAUUUGUAGGGUCACCCUUCCCAUAAGGAAACAAUGUAGGAAAGGCCAUAGUAGCUAAACCAUCUGUUUUAAAUUCAUUAACGAAAUUACCUUCAGUAGAUGGCCAAUCUAAUGGAUCAACCUCAUUCACUGCAUCUUGGAUAGCUGCACCUUCUUUUCUCUGUCUUUGACGCAUAGGAAUAAACGAUGUACUGCCACUUCCUAAAACUAACUCUUCCACACUUGCAUUAGCACUCAUUACUGGGUCUUGGGGAGGCCCCUCAUUUUCAACAUGAACCGAAAGCUCAUUUUCAUCAAUGACAUACCUUAGCUCAUCGGGAAUACCGUUUUCUGGUAAACUUUGGAUGACAUCUCUAUCAAUUUCGAUAUCUUUAAAGAACGGAUUGUUUGUCUUUAACCAUAACACAGCCUCGAUCGAGAACUUUGUGUCGACGCACAGUGAAGUCUCGAUGUGUGUCUUCUGCACCAUGUCUUCGCACAAUCAAGACAGGCAAGUCUGCCACACGUGAAGGCAACCUAUUCAAGAAACUUUGAAUAUCUUGUGGUAAGUUAAGUACAUGUCCUUUAUACCCCCUCUGACCCCCGUGUUUUCUAUACACUCUCAUAAUGGGACACACCCUUGAAAUUAACAUUUCUUAUACCUGUGUGAAACCUCUCAAUUGUUCAGGAAUUGUUCCUGGGUCCAUGUCAUUCUCGGCACUGAAUUUCUUGGGUGAUUUCUUGUCUCUCUUGCACCGGUAACAAAUGUAUCCUUCUGAUGCUAAGUUCUGUCGUGUUGGCCAAGCUUCUUUACACAUUGUACAUUGUCGAUGCUCUAAAUGUUCUUGAUUUGAAUGAAAACUGUGCAUUUCAUUUUGUACAAACUCUAGCUCAUGCAGAGGGUUGUCAACAUUUUGCCAACCACCCUCAUGUAAAUAUUCAUUUCUACUCACCUCUGGCCCCUCUGCUUCAUGUACAGACUCACUAUCCUCGUCUGCUUUAGGAACAGAUACAGGUAUAUCUACAUUUGGAUCAACAGACAUACUCAACUGCUCAUUUGAUUCUUGGUCAUUUUCAUUUGAACUUGCUGUGUGAAAAACUGCUCGUAGUAUUUCAAGUAUUCUUGCUCGUUCAUCAACUGUUUCGGUUGCUUGGUGUUGCUUUCUGUUUUGUAGCCUGUUUGUUCGUUCUUCUUCAGUCUCAUUUUGCAUUUUAUCUAAAUCAUACACUCUCUUAUACUCUUUUCGCUUACCUUUAGCUUCUGUAGUCCUUUCUCGCCACGCUUCUCUUCGUUUUGCCAAGCGAGUUUCUCUUUCCUCUGCACUUUCUCCAGCCUGUUUCUCUCGCCUAUAAACUCUCUUAUAAUCAUUUUGUUUACCUUUCGCUUCAGCAGUCUUUUUUCCCCAUGCUUCUCUUUGUUUCGCCAAGCGGGUUUCUCUUUCCUCGGCACUUUCUGCAGCUUCUUUCUGUUGCCUAUCAACUCUUUUAUAUUCCCUUUGCGUACCUUUUGCUUCAGCAGUCUUUUUUUUCCACGCUUCUCUGCGUUUUCCCAGGCGAGCUUCUCUUUCCUCAGCAGUCUCCUCAAGCAAACGUUGCCGUCUUCGCUCCCUUCUUUUCGCCAGAAGCUCGGCUUUCUUGUCGUUUUCUUGUCGCUCUUCGUUUGGCUCCAUAUAUUUUCAAUUGGUAUUUAAUACCGUAAUUAGUUUAUUGAACCUUUUAUUGCUUUUAAUGCUGUCAAAAAAAUUUUGCAAACGUACAAAAUACUGUAGUGCAAAAAGCAAAAUAUUUUCAUAAAGUAUCUUUCAGUUGAAGUCGUCAUUUGUCAUACAACAACAAAUUUUAAAUUUGACCAAUCAGUGUUCGCUUUCAUCACAGUCCGCCAUAAUUUUGAGAUCAGUGAGGAUGACCACCCACCCAACACCGUUGGUGACCCACGCCCGCGAUAUUUGAUGAACUUUAGACUCCGCUAAUGCUUUCGUUUCCCCGGGUGUAAAUAGCCGGGGGGAAUUAGUACCCUCGCACGGCGCUUCGCGCCGUCGGCUCGGGGAUUAAUAUACUUCCAAUAAAGUUCAAACGAUUUUUACAUUAACUUGACACCUCUUAUUCGAAUUAAACUUUAACUAAGUCAAAAUAUGUGACUUUAAAAUCCUAAACUGUUUUAAAACUGUAGUUACAGGGUUCGAAGUAUAAAGUGUAUACUCGAAAUACAAAAAUAGCGACAUUUGUGUUUUCAAAGACAGUGCACACGCAUUCAAUAUUGAUUUUUGAGUUUGUUUUGCCAAAAGGAAGUUUGGGAAAGCGAUAGUGGAACUCAUUAGUCUAUUCUUGUUCAAAAUAUGUGACUUUAAAAUCCCAAACUCUUUUAAAACUGUAGUUACAGGGUUCGGAUUUAGAACAACAAAAAUUGACAUCUUUUCGUAGUCGCGCAAGGUGAGCUGUUAAAAAAUAUAUUUAUUACAAAAUUUGUAUAUCGCAGGGAUUUGUGAACGUCUUAGUGGAAUCAACAUUACAUAUGAGAGUAUAACUAUAUGCCUUAGCAGACAAGUGACAGCUUUGUCGCCAAGUUCCAGGGUUCGAAAUAUAACCACACAGGGAGAGAUGUAAUAUACGUGCGUAAUUGUUUUGUCAACGUUGUGAAAAACCGAAGUUAUAAUGAUUGUUUUUAUAGGGAAAAUUACAAAUAUACACGUACUCACCUUGGCAUAUAUUCUCUGCUUUUGGUACCGCCAAAAAAUAUCUUUUACCUUUGCGUUUGUUAAAAAAAAGGGAAAAAAUAUAUGCAAAAUCUACAUUUUUUAAACUUUUUUACAGGCCAGUGGCCACGGUAACUGAUGAAUUGAUACGUGCUAGCCCGUAUCACGGAUGCUGCGUUCGCACCAUAGCGUUUUGCCUAGCGUUUCCAGUCCAUUAACAGACUAUAAACAGCCCGCUUUUUAUCUAAAAAAAACCUGUGUUUAUUUAAUAAAUGAAGCGGAAAAAACAAGUUUAACGCAUUCUUACCGGUGAGAAGAAAUAUUUUCUGUUGAAAAAGUAUUGUUGCAUCCGUAAAAAGAGCAUAGACGAGGCAUUUUUCUCGAGAAAAAUGAUUUCGGCUUUGAAUACAAAAUAUUUUUGUAAAAACCAGGGGGGUGAAGUACAUUGUCAAAAGCUUAGGAUCGCGGUUGGGACAGUGAUAGUUGCCAUGAAUCUAGGGACCAGUAGUCAUGGCAAUGGCGUCAGAUCCGCCAUGUUUUUGCGGACACUUUUUUAUCCCGAGCAGGUCCUCCAGUAAUAUAGUAUAGCUCAGUGGAUGUGAUCCAUAGAAACGAAUGACUUGAAUAACGAAAAAGGCGAAUAUGAUUUAUUCAUUAGACCAGAAGAAGGCCAACAGGCAAAUUACUCUGAGUGUAUAUCCACAACGAGCAAGCUUGAAAAUAUGCCUGAUCACGGUGGGUUUAAGUAUUUUAAAGAAUAUGACACACAACCUCGUUCUCAGGCAGUCACAGGCGGGGGAAGAUUUAUUUGGUUGGGGUAGAGCUAGAGCAAACCCUAUAGAUAGAUUCGGGGCCAUAGUCUUCCGAAAUCUUGAGGGGAGGGGGUAUUUGAACAAAAUAUCUAAAGUUGUUCAAGUUACAUUGCUGGCAGCGAAGAAUCUUAUCUCUUUAUAUUAAUUUUUCCACUUUUGGGGGCGUAACCCUCUCACUUCCCUCUCCCCUCCGGUUCCUCCGCCUAUCCCCUGCCUCUUUCCUCUUGUGGGUCCCUGUAGUACAGUAUUCAUCUUGCUUCUUUCUCUAUUCUUCUUUCUUCUUCUUGCUGAUGUACUGUACUGUGCUGUGCUGUGCUGUGCUGUGCUGUGCUGUGCUGUGCUGUGCUGUGCUGUGCUGUGCUGUGCUGUGCUGUGCUGUGCUGUGCUGUGCGGUGCUGUGCUGUGCUGUGCUGUGCUGUGCUGUGCUGUGCUGUGCUGUGCUGUGCUGUGCUGUGCUGUGCUGUGCUGUGCUGUGCUGUGCUGUGCUGUACUGUACUGUGAUGUGAUGUGAUCCUUAGAAACGAAUGACUUGAAUAACGAAAAAGGCGAAUAUGAUUUAUUCAUUAGACUUGAAGAAGUUUCUGCUGAACGUCAGAAAUGCGAAGCAACCCUACGUCAGAAGUCACGCGAAAUAAUCGCACUGGCCAACAGGUAAUUUACUCUGAGUGUAUAUCCACACCGAGCAAGCUUGAAAAAUAUGCCUGACCACGGUGGGUUCAAGUAUUUUAAAGAAUAUGACAUACAACCUCGUUCUCAGGCAGUCACAGGCGGGGGAAGAUUUAUUUGGUUGGGGUAGAGCUAGAGCAAACCCUAUAGAUAGAUUCGGGGCCAUAGUCUUCCGAAAUCUUGAGGGGAGGGGGUAUUUGAAGAAAAUAUCUAAAGUUGUUCAAGUUACAUUGCUGGCAGCGAAGAAUCUUAUCUCUUUAUAUUAAUUUUUCCACUUUUGGGGGCGUAACCCUCUCACUUCCCUCUCCCCUCCGGUUCCUCCGCCUAUCCCCUGCCUCUUUCCUCUUGUGGGUCCCUGUAGUACAGUAUUCAUCUUGCUUCUUUCUCUAUUCUUCUUUCUUCUUCUUGCUGCUGUACUGUACUGUACUGUGCUGUGCUGUGCUGUGCUGUGCUGUGCUGUGCUGUGCUGUGCUGUGCUGUGCUGUGCUGUGCUGUGCUGUGCUGUGCUGUGCUGUGCUGUGCUGUGCUGUGCUGUGCUGUGCUGUGCUGUGCUGUGCUGUGCUGUGCUGUGCUGUGCUGUGCGGUGCUGUGCUGUGCUGUGCUGUGCUGUGCUGUGCUGUGCUGUGCUGUGCUGUGCUGUGCUGUGCUGUGCUGUGCUGUGCUGUGCUGUGCUGUGCUGUGCUUUGCUGUGCUGUAUUCCACCCUUACCAUUCUCCUUUACGUAUGAGUACAUCUUUGACCUUAGUCCAACGAACUCAAUUAUGGGUACUCCUCCAGCCUCAUCCUUGAACUUACCAAUAACCUUCUUAUUAUAGGCUGAAUAGUAAGGGCUAUCUUUUGGGUAAUCUGAAUUAUCCCAGCAGUCUUUCUCCUCACCAAUUCUUCUGAAGUCCUCAUAAACAUCCUUAGUCUUCAGUUCGUACAUUAGACUGUCAGUAUUCGUGAACAGUAGCUGGGACUUAUUACCGUUCUCCUUCUUAAUUGUGUUGUAGUGGAAAUCAUACAUUAAAGUCUUGGAUAAAUCUAAGAUGCUCAUCCCUACAUAGCACGGCUUAUUCAGAGUAAGAACUUCCUUAAUUUUCUUUACAACAAUAAGAUGCUCAUUCAUUAUUCUAUGUGACUGGAAGCUUGGUGAUGCAGUCAGUUUUAGUAGUUGGUCUUUGGAAGACACUAGCUUUACAUCUACUCUCUUCCUAAGAUUCUCCAUAGUCUUACCAUAUAUGGAGUUGUUCAUUAGUUUGAAGAAGUUUUUCUCAAAGGUAUUACGGGCUUCUGACCUUUUAUUCGUAUUGAAGUCUAUGUAGUCCUUAAGCCAGGGUGACUGCUUAAAUGUAACAGCUUUAUGAACCUUAGUGAGUUUCAUUCCGAGGUCAGUGUAGAGUUUUAGAUUACGUACAUGUAGAACGUACUUCUUCUUGGGACCCAGUGAAGUUAUCAACUUCCUUACGCCUCCAAUAGUCAGUUGAAAUUUUUCAGCAAUUUUCUUCGCAUAGUCUGACAACAUAGACUCAUUUAUUUCCUUACUUUCUGGUGCAAGAGAAUAACCGUUAUGUGACUCGUGUAAUUCUUCCGGGUAUUCCAGAUCAACCUCCAAGAUCAUUCCUCUUCCUUCAUCUUCCAGGUAAUCUUCUAUUCUUAUAUUAUCGAGGUCCUCAACCCACUCGAACUCUCCAUUAGGUAGAGGUUGUGACAUAGCCCAACCGUAUAGAUUGUUAGCAUCUAGAUACAUUAAGAACUUGUCCUCUUCAGUUUCAUCAUAAGUUUCCAUGUAUUUAUUAUUAGCUUCUGAGUGUCUAUGGGCAAUAUAACUUGUACCACCUCUCAUACCCUUCUCGAAGAACUGAAACAUGUCCAUAUCACUUACCAAUUCUAUUUCCUCACCUGACUUCUUCAGGAAAGCGUCCCAACUAAGACUAGGUGCUGACACGUAAUGUGCUGGGUGUAACUCGUAAUUCUUAAGACAUGUUCUUCUGAAGUUUUCAAACACAUCCGCAAGUAGUAGAACGUCAGUUUCCAAGUAGAGAUCGUGGUAAUCCUUCAGAGUCUUCAUUUUGAAAUGAUCCCAUACUUUCUGAGCUCUUUCGUAAUCCUUAUCACUUACCUCUGACUCACACAUACUGGAGUAGAACUUAUCCUUACUCGGAAGGCCUUCUGUAUUAAGUUUGCUAAUAUUAUCUAGGAACUCAUAAGAAAACACACCCUUUUGUGUCACUAAGUUGAAGUCCUCACCUUUCCAUCUUUCGCCUACUAUCUUAAAGUCCUCAGGUGAUAAGUUGUCAACAAGUGAUUCCAGUGAAGAAGCCAUAAACUGUAUACUAUCUAUGAAGACCAGAUUUUUACCCAGUGAGAAUGAUAUAUAUUUUUCCAUAUUAUUAGGGAUCACAUUAACAUUCAUUCUGAACUUACCUAUUUCCUGCAUUAUAAGAUGGCUAUCAUAACCUCUAAGAUUGUGGAACACUACUGGGAUCUUCCAUGUAAUUCUGUACUUAAGAUUACAUAUUUUGUGAGCAGCUCCACGGUACAGUCCUGUUACAUGAUCAUGGUCUCUCACUCUGUCGUCACCCAGAUCGUUACCACAUAUGGAGCAUUUUCUAGUUGUCCAGAACUCAAGUUCCUAUUCAGGUGUUAUUACCAUUUUCUUCUUGAAUAUUUUACUAACAAGCUCCCUACACUUGGUAGACUCCUUUAUAACAGUUUUUAGGAAGACUAAUGCAGCAUAAACACCAACGUAACUCUUAUACUCACCGGAGUACUGGUUAUCAUAAUGGCAGACUGUUUUCAGCCCAAAACUGCAGGCCUUGUGUUUCUGGUAGCAGGAUGUACUACUACUAUCAUCACUAGCAUCUGACUUUUCUUUCUUCUCUUCUGGCACUAGUCUAGACUCAAAAUCAGCGUAUAUAACAAAGGGCACCGGCAUCGAGUUUCUUUGGUGUUUGAACUUUAUUGUUGUCCCUUCCUCGGGAACUUUUGUAGCUUGAGUUCCGUUUAACUGUAAACAUGUCUCCUUAUGCUUUUUCAAUGAUUCUUCACUUACACAGCUAUAAAGACAGUGUAAACAGAAGUGUUGCCUAUGUGCAUGCUUACUUACACUGAAUAACAUUCUAUUCACAUCUUUUAUGAGCACAUAAUGAUUAUUACCAUUGUUAUCACCUAGUAGGAAUAGUUCCAUGUGAUCCUCAUAGCCAGCCUUAGUUAUUCUUAUUGGCUAGAAUUCCUUAUUACCCCUAUACCCGAACAUUGAUAUUCCGAUACUAUUCCUUCUUUAUAUUUUUGCAACAUCACUUAUUUUCACAGGGAACUCGAUUCCUUCAUAGUCCAGGUUCUCGCUGAAUUCUAUGUCUGCCUUGGUAAUAUAGGUUGCUCUUCUAGCCUUAGGAUUUAGAUAUCUCACAUGACUCCACAUGAAACAUUUAUUAUCACUGUUCCUCAUAUUAAUAAGACCACACUUUGGAUUAUUGAUGUUAUUAGAUAGUUUCAUAUAUGAACUACCCUUAAGAGGCUUGUACAUAGCAAUGUUCACAUAGUGGCUCUCAAUAUUAAGUAUAAUCCAGUUUGAACCUAGGCUUUGGAAGGUUUCAAUUCUAGAUAAGAUUGUCAGUUGAUUUUGUGCAGCUGUACUUUCAAUAUCCUCGAAGUUAGUUAUAGUACCAGUCUUAGAUUUGAAGUAGACUGAGUCCUUCUUAGUUUUCCCGUCGCCGACUUCCUUAGACAUUCUCACCUUCAGUGUCUCUGUAUACUUUAACCCUCCCAUUACCCUUAGCUCAUUCACAAGUGUUCCCCUUACAACCUGCCUGCUUGCUGUUAGCUGACUUAGUGGAUCCAUAUGAUUCGGAGUUAUUGAGUAAGUCACAGCCGCACCAUUGGCGGCGGUCUCAAUUUUCCUAUGGAAUGGCUUAUCAAGGUCUGUUCUAAAUGGAUCAAUUUCAUGACCUUCUGGGAUUACUGUUAAGGGUCUCACCUCAGUCUUCUUCUUAGGUUUCACAAUCUUACGAAUCUUAGGAGGAGACACUGGUUUCUUAGUCCUAGGUGCUGGUAUAGGUCUUUCCUUAGGAAGGGUUGUUCUAGGUGCUGAUAUAGGUCUAACCUUAGGGACACUGGUUCUAGGUGCCGGUAUUAGUCUCACCUUAGGAAGCACUGUUCUUGGCUUAGGUGUUGGUCUCCAUGGAGCUCCACCCUUAAGUACAUCAGGAGCUUUCCUCAUGGGUCUCUUAUUAAGAUCCACAGUGAUUGUAAACUUACCUGGACCCAUUGGAGUUACGACACUAUCCGCAGGUACUGAGAGUUUUACCUUACUCUGACUUAUGAAGCUUUCAGUCACAGUUUGCUUCUUUUGUGGUUUACCUCUCUUCUUAGGCACCUUCACUUCAGCAUCGGUUUUUGCCUUUGGUGGUCUACCUCUAGGACGCUUUACCUUAGGAUUUCUCUCAUUCUCUAUUCUUUUAAUUUCUUCAUUAACGAGGACAUUGUCAGUACGCCAGGCUCCUCCCAUAGUUGGUGGUAGACCUUCUACUCCCUUAGACAGUAAACUCUGGUAUGCUUCCUCCACAAGAGCAGCUUUUGUCUUCUGCCUCUCAGAGUACUUCCACACAGGAGUCAUUCCGCGCUUACCCUUGUAGUUCUUAGGUACACGUCUAAGUUUAGGUCUUAGCACAUCAGUGUCAACUUCAUCUGCGAAUUGUUGUUCUCCAUAGAAGUAAUCCUUACCCUUAUCCUUAGGAGUGACCUUGUAGUUUUUAUCCUCCAAGAUCUCCUUCACUUGCAUAUCCACAUCUUUACCGCUAUCAAUGAUACUGUUUAAUUAAUGCCAUAAGUUGUUCUACGCUCAUUUCGCUUAUAUUGAAUCCCGCCAUAUUUAUAACUGUUUCUCUAUACUAUAUAUGUGUAAAAAAAAAUAAGGUAUUUAAUUAAUAAUUAAUUUCGAAUUUAUUUUUUAUUUAAUUUAUUGUUUAAUUCUAUUGAUUUACUAUAUUAGUAUUUCCUUAAGUGUUUUAAUUUUUUAUUUAAUUUAUUGUUUAAUUCUAUUGAUUUGUUAUAUUAAUAUUUCCUUAAGUGUUUUUUAUUUUUUAUUUAAUUUAUUGUUUAAUUCUAUUGAUUUAUUAUAUUAGUAUUUCUUUAAGUGUUUUUAUUUUUUAUUUAAUUUAAUGUUUAAUUCUAUUGAUUUAUUAUAUUAAUAUUUCUUUAAGUGUUUUUAAUUUUCCACUUAUUAUAAUAUUUACACUUCUCAGGUUUCCAUCCAAGCUCAACAAAUACUUUACCAUAUAAUCUAUCCUCAAGAGUGUCAACUAUCCUUUGAGUACUAAUGUCCUCAGGUGGAUUCCGUAAUAUAAUGUUAUUCAUACUAGCUAGUCUUAGCAGGUAGAACUUGUAUCUAGCUAAGUUGCGCCCCCUCUGCAGUCUAAGUUUUUGUAUGCAUCUUACAAUGCUUCUAAACUGCUCCCUUAUGGUAUCCCUAUCCCUUGGAGCAACAUGUUCCAUUAGAUGUCUCUCAAACCAACGGACCCUUUUAUGACAAGACUUCUUUUUCAGAUAGUCGUCCUUAUUAUAGCUGUAACUAACAUAAUACGAGAAGUUAUUCAAAUUACUUGCACCACAUACUGUACAUGUGUCUGCCCCAUCUACUACAACAAAUGACUUACUUCCACAUUCACUACAUAUUGGAUCAUAUGUGUGUCUCCUAUUUAUUCUGCUUACUGCGUAAUUCCUUACGGUAUCCUCUAGCUCUCUCACUGCGUAUGUCCUUUUACCUACACGUACUGUACUAUCUGCUCAGGUGUUGCCAUCACUAACCAGUCCAUCUCUAUAUAGUUAUAGUUGUAAAAAUGUUUACGGUAUUUUUCUGCAGCAUUAAGUAUGCUAACCCACCUACCGCCCCACCUGUAAGUAAACCAAAGAGAGCCAUAUAUUCUUCCAUCUCAGGGCUAGGCUUAUAGUGAUUACUAAGCUUUGGCUCUACAGGCAUAGCCUUACGUGUUAACUCAUUGAUUCUCCUAACUCUAAUGCUUGGUUCGUUGACUUUAUAUCACGAUUUGCUUCAGCUAGUUAUUCCCUUAGUUGAGCUAUUCUGUUUCUUCUAUCAGUGACUUCUUCAAGGUACUUCUCUCUUUCAGCUGUUAGGUCCUCCAUUGCAAGGUUAUGUCUUUUAGCUUCCUCAGCGUAUCCGUUCUUAUCAAUCAUUUUAAAUAAGAAUCCUGCUCCCACAAAUGCAAAUGCGUUAAAGAGUCCUCCUGCUACUGCGCUUGCCAUUGUAUAGUUUUACCUAGGUUUUGAAUGGAUCAUCUGGUAGAUACUUCUUUUCUUUCAAGUAAGAGACCAGUAGAGAUAAAAGACUAACUGAAACAGCUAACUUUGCCAUUCCUUUCACAUUCUCUGGUGUUCCUAAAAGUUCCUUCAGUAGUUUCUUUGAUGCCAUUGAUAUACCAACUGCUCCUGCUGUAUGUAACACUGCGUUGUACACUUCCCUAGUCGUUCUUUACUCAUUUCUGCUAUAAUAUAUGUUAUGUUUAAUGUAUCAUUCAAGUGAAUCUAACCUAGACGCAUCUACUUUCUCAGUUACUUCUACAGUCUUAGGUACAUACCUAACUUCUGAUUCCCUAGUUUCCCUCUGAUGUGCCUUAUAUGCUAGCACAAGAGAUACCAAUGCAAUUCCCACUCCUAUAUAGGUAAUCAUAUUAUCAUUGCUAGAUGAGGCCUUAGGUUCAGCCGUCUCCUUCUUUUUCCUCUCUCUUGCAGUUUUACUUAGAACUGCUAGUCUCUUUCCAGCUUCUACUCUCUUAGGUCCUUCUUCUUUUCACUUGUGAUAGUAACCUCUUCUGUUUUACGUUCGUCAGCCAUUCUAUAUAGAUGCCUAUGUUUAACUACAUAGAUACCUACAUAGAUACCUACAUAGAUGUCUACAUAGAUGUCUACAUUGAUACAUACAUAGAUGGGAUUGCUUAAAAAAUGCCCAACUAUAAUAGCUGAGCAUUUUCUAAGUUUAAUUUUUACCACUAACAUAAACACUACUAGUACUUACCUGAUUUGAACUUUGGUUUGUGCAGCUUUGCGUCGCUAACAACUGUUUUAACCCUUACUAUUUUCACUUUCUCUUUUAGUGAGAAGUACUCAUAUAUUCUGAUACAUAUUUUUACCAGGUCAUCCCAAAUCAUAGUCAUGUACCCUAAUUGUCUAAGUCUUUUAAGCCAUUCUAUUUGCUUCCAGUCUGCACAUCCUGUACCCUUAGGUGAUUUGAACUCUAUUGCAAACCCUUUAUACUCACCCUUAGGAUUAGCUAUAAUUACGACAGGUUGUCCUCCCUUAUAACCUUUCUUCCAGGCGUCACAUCUUUUAAAGGAAGUAUCUUGGUACUCACCAAGUCCAGGUAUGAUUACGGCCUCAGGGUGGUUGUUCCUAAUGCACUUUACAACUGUAUAAUGAAGGUCCGUUUCACAUAGCAAAAUCAUUUGGUUAUGUUUAAGUGACCUUUUAUCUGGUAGUGUGUAUGAGCUAUCUUUGCGGAUAGAUGGAAGUACUUCACUGAAUACCUAGUCCUGAAAGGCUUCAGCUAUUGGAAGUCUUGAACUACAAACUAAUUGAUAUACACCGGGUUCAUACAAUAAAAUCGUGCGUGGAUGGUUUCCCUCAAAGGGCCGCGUUUCACGACCCUUGCAUAUUUCCUCCACUGUGAUCUUAUUUUUAUUCCACACGUGUCUUUUAACAGCAUCCCUUGUAUUUGAGUAUCCUAGUGAUUCUGCCACAUCCUUUGCAUAGAACAGUAUACCCUCACCCCACCUCACUGCUCUUAUUUUAACGUUUAGUUUCCUGUUAUCAAAAAUUUUCUCCAUCUUCUCUAUACUAUAUGUGUAAAUUUUUUUUACUGCAUAUCAUUAAGAUUUUUGCAUAUAUUCACAACUGUUUUUAUAGUAUCAUUCUUGAAACUUUCAAAGUCAUACUUUAGUGAAUCCAAAGUUGCCUGAAUUUUAUCCAGCUGUUCACUAUUCCUAUCAGUUUUCUCAAUCAGUUCAUCAAUUAUGUCUUCGAACUCUGUUCCUUCCCAGGGUGUUCCCCAGUCGUAGGGCUCUCCGAGUUGUGACAUUCUGUAUGUAAUAAGAUACGUUUAGCAUUAUCUGAGACCUCUGGUUCUUCCUCCUUUUUGUUCCACAUAUGAGCUACUACAUGCUUAGCAGUUGUGCAGCCUCCUGAUAUGAGACCUAUGAAUGGAAUACUUGGGGAUAUACUUCUAGUUAGCUGGGAAACAUCCUCCUUGAGAAGCUUAUCACUUAGGAGUUCCUCAGACAGUGCCUCUGAUGAUUCAACUACAUUCAUACCACCUAGUACAGACGCAAACUUUGAUAUUACUAGUGUUGCCAAAAAGUCACCAGCAUAUUUCAUCCUUUGGUUUUCGUGCUCUUCGUAUAAUCUAUCUAUUACAUCUUUAUUAGACUUUCUUGCGAAGUUUGCGAAUUUAUCAAUAAUGCCAUCUUUAGAUAGCUCAAUGAGUUUCUCCCUUUUCUUCUCAGUUUGCGACUUCUCUGCGGAUUUUCUUGCGGUAGGUUUAGACUUUCUUUGCGGUAACUUUGCGGCCUCUUCCACUUCACUCAGUAUGCUGUCAAUUUCUAUGUCAGACUCAGUUCCCAUUUUUCCAAUACCCAUCUAUAUAUUAUGCAGUGUUUAAUCUAACUGUGUAAGUGUAAGGGUGCUUUAUAGCCUCCUCCGCAGGCAUCUCACCCGACGAAUCGGGUGGUGGGAAAAAGUUUGGUGAGAUGCCUGCCAUAAAUCGACACAAACAUUUGCACUGCGCAUACCGGCUCGCGCAUGCAAAUUUCGACAAACUCAAACUUAGGGGGAGUAGGAAGGGCUUACGGCAAGGAGUGAAGAAAAUUUUGUUUUCAACACGAUGGCUUACAAGACGAGUAAAACUGUAAAAUUAACGAAUAAUCCUGCUCUUCAACAUUGCAAAUACAAAGGGAACUUUGACUAAGGAGCUGAGAACGUUAUCGAAAGCCGACACAGCGAUUUACUUGGAUUGUUUAGAGAUAACGAGUGACUUUGCAGAGCAGUGAAUUCACAAUGUCGUCGAUUCAUGUCAAGACAAGGUUUCAAUUGAAAGUUUAUCGUUGAUAUAUGCAAAUUUCUAUUCAAAUUGUUGACGACAUUUUAUAUCAUAAUAAGCUGAAAGUACAGUGAUUUAGUCGAAAUUGUAACACGAAAAGGAAGGAUCGAAAAUUGUCAAUAUAUAAAUGAUCAUAAAUGUAAAUUCAACUGUUGACAUCUGUGACUGUGCCUGCGUAUUAAAUAUAUAAACACUUCUUGCCUUGUUUUAAUACGCUUGUAUGGAAGGAAAUCAUUAAUAAAAGUCUUAGACAAAUAGCUUUCUUAUUGUGGAAUACACUGUGCAAUUUAUCCCUUGGACAAAGACAAAGUUUUCAAACUUGAGUGUCUCAGAUGUGGCGAAAAUUAGCAAAAGCUUCCUUAAAUCAGUGGCCGUGUUUUAUAUAUGGGUGUGAGUAUAAAUGUAGACAUAAGGGAAAGGACAACUGGAAUUUAAUAAGAAUAUAAUAGUUUUCCAUGUGGUGCAACAGGGUAUAAAGACCUGUCUUAAUAACAUUUGCCUUGGAUUUGUUAAUUAACCAAUGGAGGCAUUACAUACAUUCCAUUUUGCUUGCCAAAGUUCACAGACAAAAUAUUUACAUGGGUAAAAUCCAUUUUGCAAGGCAAAUUUCCCUAUAACCAUACAAACAGUCACUGACGAAACUUCCCAGUGUUAGGCAUGUUGUCAGGGAUGGAUCCAGCAUGAUCUGGUAGGGGGGUGCUCUGCCAGCUCUGGUGUCGAGUGACUCAAGUUGACACACGUCGUCACGUCAUGUGUGCAGCCCGCCAUUAAUAUACAGCAACAGCAGUAUUUUGACAAUUUGGCAAAACAACCUCAAUGUGGUACAAGUGUACUGUGUACAAUAUCUCAUUUUGUCUGUAAUAUUUUUUGCUUUAUCAUGAAAAAUAGCACACACAUACCCCCUGGCCAGGGCUAGGGAGGGGGUGUGCACCCUCCCCCCCCAGUAAAUCCAUCCCUGCAUGUUUUGCUACUAAUUGUUACAUUAACCACCCAAAAGUCUUUUAAUGGUGGGUACAUAUUAAUUGUAAGCUGUGAAGCUUUAGAUUAGCCCAUUGUUUGCACUCUCCCCUGGAAUAGUAAAAUUGUCUGAUGUUAGACAGAGUAAAAGCAGGGGCGUGCCGGCAAGCGAUGAGACAACAAGAACUUGUUGUGGGCGCCUGGCAUUGUAGGCUCUUACAGGGUUCAUGCCAAUCUAGAUUUAUUAUAUUUAAAACAAAUAUAUGUCAAGAGCAAUUUUAUUUAAACAUGAACAAGGGAGAUACAUAUAAUUAGAGAAUAUGCAGAUACAUCAUAAAUUUCUUUAUUUAUCAAAUCAUGGAUGUCAUGUGGCCAGUACGUGUAACACAACUAGGCAUAUACUAUAUUAGAAACAGGUUGUUACAUGUGUUACAAUGCAACUUAAUGGGUUUAGCAUAUUCACAUGAUAUUAAUUAAGGGGGUGAGUUCCAAUUAACUAUUCAACCAAGUGAAGCCUGGUUCAUAUAUACCUGCUGUUUGUUGAUGGGCUAUUGUCGUUAAAAGUUCAACUAAAUAAUUCACAAAAGAAUGUAUGCAUCAACAGCUGUAAACAAUGAUAAUGCAGGCAUAUGUAAACCAGGCUUAAGAUGCCAACAAAAUCUUGAUUUUUGUAGUAAUCAAAUUUCUGUAGUUGAUAUUUCCAAGUUGUUAUCUCUCCUCACUUAUUGAAAUGGUUGCUUCAACAGAAAUAUAUUUUCCUUUUAUAUAUCAAUUCACUUAACAUGUUGCCAAAUGUCUGAUGAUUUGACUAAAAUUAGUAAAAUAUAAUCAAAAUGUCAACCCCUUCAUAUAAAAUAUAAAAAUGCCAAAAUAAUAUUCCAGAAAACAAUACAAUUUAAUAUAAUUCCUUUAUUAAACAAAUUAUACCUUUCGUAUCGUUCCAUUCUUCGUUUUGCGUUCGAAAUUAUGCCAGAUAAUUUCCUCAAAUUGUAGUUCCUCGGCUGAACAAUUGAUACCAAGAUAUCUAUGAUUGAUACAUUGUAAACAUUUGGCUGCUUCGAGCGAGCGAUUAAAUUAAAUUUGCACGUCGUUUUUAGACCGCGAGAGACAUUGCGAUAUAUAAUCCUUUCAAUUGACCAACUAAUUUUCGUAUAACUUGAAUAUUUCGAUGCAUUUUAAAACAUUUUUAAAGUUAAUACUCGCAAGCUUCGGUCCUCGCCUGAAGAUUUCAAACUGAAUAUAUAAUUAGGGUCAAAAGCCUACUUAGGGGGUGGGGUACAUUGACACGGCCACAAGGUACAUUGACACGUCCAUUUUGUUCGAUUUAUGGCAGGCCUCUCUCCCAGAAAUUUUUUUUUUCAAAACCCAUUCGCAGGCUAGAACCCAUAGAGAGGCCUGCGGAGGAGGCUAGGUGCUUUAGUAGUAUAUCUAGUGCGGUGAACUUCUCAUCUCUCAAUAUUUUCGUUAUUUCUGUAAUUGUCUCUUGAGGAACACCAUGAAGAUAGUCAUCUGUUAUCACCUUCAUAUCUUUGCGGCUAGGGUUUUAGAAUGUAACUAGUCGGGAAAUGUUUUCCCUAAAGGGCUUUGCUACUGAUGAUAAUUGUUGGGUAAGUACUACUACAGAUAAGUUGUAAUGUCUAGCGGAGAAUGCUAGAUUCACCAAUUCUGAUACUCUUUUCUUUACUGCUUGACUUGCUGCACAGUCGUCCACUAUAAUCAGAGUUUGUGUACCGCGAAAUAGUCGUGAUGUUGCUCUUAACACUAUAUCUAUCAUUUCUUGUGAACAUGGAAUUAGAACUACACCUUUGUCACUAAUAUGACACCAAUUUAUGUAAGUUGUAUUCCACUCUAUUGUUGGACAUACAAUGAUAAUGUAAUCGAAAACUUUAUUAUACUCUCUUUCUAUCAUAUCAAGUAAAAACUUUGUUUUACCACUUCCAGUCAUUCCGACUAUAAGCAUAUUAAACGGUGGCUCCAUAUGCUUUACCGUUAGUAUUGAAUACUUGAUAAGUCUCUAUUGGCAAAGUUAAGGAAAGCAUCUGAUACAACAAAAAUGUUGCACUGAACGUCAGCUGUUGUGGCUCUUUUUUUGAUUUCCAGGAGUACGCCAGACUGUGUAUUAACAAUCUUCUUGCCUCCACCAGUAGUGUCAUCUUGUGUUGACCUAAGAUCAAUCACUAGAGCGAAACCAUUACUGAAGAACUUACUGAUGGACAUAAACUCGUCAGCCAUUGAUUUCUUACACAUAGGACAAAAGUAUCGUUUUGCCUCUUCGAAGAACCUGUUUUUGGGAAGUCCUUGGGAGAAGACUACAUUAGGCACACCUUCAAUGGUCAGGUUCACUUUAUCAAUAUUUGGGUAAAUAUACUCUUCACUAUCAGUUCUCACUCUAUUGGUAAAUAAAAGGACAAUUGAUGACAUGCUCUUCCUGGGAAUAUUAAUGUUCUCAUUUACAAUGGUAAGAUCCUUGUCCCAGUUACUCGUACGCAUUAGUAUGACGUGUUUGUAAGACAGUGAGCAGCCCGUUGAAUACAUCCUUGAGACCUCACUUGCAAGGGUGUCAUUCUCAAUGGUCUCGUAUUCUAACUCAAGAUUAUCAAGCUUGUAAUUACCCUUAUCUUCACCUCCUUGUGCAGUCAUAAUUUCAUCUGAUGGUGGUAGUGUGAGGAUGUACAUAGGAUUGUUAUUCAUAGAGAACGGUACAUAGAGCCCAUGACCGGCAAUUAUCUUGUCAACUGGUUUUCUCAGCUUAGAGCCGUAUACACUAUGGAGAAGUGCAUCUGCUACUUUACCAACAUCACCUACUUUUACUCCAGAGUCAUCACCUGAUAUUAACUUCCUGAGAUUCUCACUUGCAAGGCCCUGUUCAGUCAUCUUUUUUCUAUCACCUAGUGUUAGCCAUAGGUCUUUGUAUAUCUCGUACAAACUCUUUCCUGAACAGUCAUAGGCUGUCUCACCGGCUACUUUAAUUUGGAGACGUUUUGCUAGCAACUUAGCUAGGUUGUUAUUAAAGCGGCUCUUUACGCUGGAAUUUUUGAAGUCAAAUAGAAGGGCUAGCGAUCCAGGGACUAAGCAAGAGGAUAGCUUGAGUUUUGGAAUAUUAAUGUACAGCUCUUCACCGGGACUGAUUGUUGUUGGAUUAAAUGUGACAACACUUCUGGUUCUAGGUCCUUUGAUGGCAGUCAUGCGGCUCCUUCUGAAGCCAGGUUGGAGUUCCUUUUCUGUGGUAUUCAUGUUUGUAUACAAUAUGUAAUGUUUAGUUGUAUUUGUAUAGUAAAACUACUGCUGCACAUACAAUGAUUAUCCAUAUAUUAUCCGCUGCUAACUCUACUCCAUCGGCUAUCUUCUGGAAUAUAGGUGGUAGUUCAAUUUGGUGCAGGGGCGUAGGAAGCACCUGGAGUUUGGGGGGGGGGGCACCGGCUUGUAGGGGCACGGGGGGGGGAGAAAUUUCUCCUGAGGAAAAUUUUCCGUCGUAUCAUACCGAAAUUUAUGUUUGUGACCUAAUUUUUAAAAAAAAAUUUGUAAAUUUCCACACAAAAACGGCACCUAUUGUUUUAAUUUAGUAUUUACAGCGACAUUUGCUUCUACAAAAGGGGCACUUUUCCUCACAAAAAAGGGCACUUUUUAUCACAAAAAAGGGCACUUUUAAUCCUUUAAAAAAAUUUGGGGGGGCACGUGCCCCCCGUGCCCCCCCGCUUCCUACGCCCCUGAUUUGGUGGUUUACCAACUCACUGAUCCGCUUAUCGAGCUUUCCUGUUGUGUCACCUACUUUCCACAAUAUGUUUCUAGUUGAUGCUACCAGUCCUAUGAUUACAGCUGCUGAGGAAAUUAGAACAGCUGAUAAGAUGCCUGCAUUCUCCCUUGCCCAUAUCUUGAAUAAUUCUAGUUUCCUAGUGUCGUCCCAUUUGAUGAGCUUUCUCUUUUCACCUUGUCUCUCAAGUUAAGCAGUCGGUUUAGAUUUGACUCUCUUUGGUAAUCACUUGAUAGCAUUCUGACGUAUCUCAGUUCUUCUGACUUUUCUUUGAAACUAUCAAAUUCGAUAGUAUUAUUUCAUUUAACAGUCUGUCUCCCCUAUCCAUUAGAUCAUCGUAUGACAGUUUAGAUAGGUCAGGGAAUUUCUCAGCCAAUUGCUCUCUCGUAAGGUCCUCGCUCUCGUAUGUUUCCAACAUUUUUCUCCUCCUCAGUUCCUGUACGUAAUUAAUUUCCUCGUUAAUAUCCUGGGUCUCCUCAGUAGUUUCACUUUCUCUGAGAUCCUUGUUAAGGUACGGUAAUUCGCUAUCUAAAGUUUCUGUAUCCAUUUCUUCAUAGUCCGGAUACUUUUCCUUCAACUCCUCCAUUUUUUGGUCAUUGUAUUCCUCUUGAUGUUCCUCCAUAGCUACUUUACUUUGUGCAAUAGUUGUACACCAUUAAGGCUGCAGCUAUAGCUAGUACCCAUAAGUGUGACGCUAACCAGGCAAUUCCUUUGGCUCCCCAUGAUAGCGCCGUUGCAACUGCGUUCAGGAUUGGAACUAGAAUUGGUCCUGCUUUCUUCGCUAAAUUUGCUAAUGCUUUUGCUACUUUACCAGUGACCUUUGCUGUAUUCACAAUGGCUCCCCUAGCAUGGAUUAAUAAGGCUGUAAUUAAACUAGCUGUUGACACUGCUAUCCCUGCAAGUCCCACCUUUUCCUUUCCUACCCAGUCUAUAAAUCUGCGUAAUCUGGAAAUGUCCUUCAGUUGUGCCUCCUUUGCUUCCUCUACUGUUCUCUGCUCUAGUGUCCUAUUCCUAGCUUCCUUCAAACUGUCAAUUCUUUCUAUAAGAGCAUUAUACUCAGUUGUACCUUCCGCAGGUGUGGCGCGUUCCACGGUUUCACCAAUAGCUUCAUUAAAGUAGUCAGCCUGGAUUUGCAGCGCUCCUUUUGGACCUGUUCUGCCUUCUAUGCUUGAUCCCUCAGGUGGGUUAAGAACACCUCUCAGUUCAUUGUUUUCCUUCAUUGUGAGCCCUGGAAGGUCUCCUAGUUUUGCACCUAUGUCUAUUAACUCAAUGUUCUCACGGUCAGCGAAUUCCUCAUCACUGGUAUCAAAUUGGGGCUCUUCUUUAGUAUCCUCGUAAAUUGAUUCAUCACUUCCAAUUAUAUUGUCGGGAUCCGUAGGUACCUCUUUUGUUUUCUUCAUGAGGUCCUUGUAUUCUCUCAAUGCAAUGCAGUUCUUGGAGUAUACAGGUUUGCUGUUCUUACCACGUUUCAUUAUUUGUGUCCCACUUUUGUUAAUACCUUGUUCACUUCUAAAUACCAACACCUCUGUGCCAUCAUUAAGUGUUCUGACAGAUGAUCGCUUUAUGAGUUCCCUGACAUAUUUAUUCUUAGGGUCUAGUAUUAGUCCCUCCUUAUUCUUGAUAACUCUUGUGACAGCCUGAACACGUUCUACUUGGUUUCCAAAUUCUCUUUUCUUACUUGCUGUGAGCUGGUCUUCUGAGAGCUUUUUAAGUUUACUCAGACGGAUCUCUAUAUCAUCCCAUUUAGUGUCAAAUGUAUCAUCAAAUGCAUCUAGCACAUCUGGAAGUAAAUUGUUUGGGUCUUCCACAACUGUGACCUCUGGAGCAGUCGUACUACCUGAUGGUCCUAAAAUGUUCACUGUACCAUCAUUUCCUUCAGUGAAAGUUGUUUCUUCAAUUACACGUUUCUCCAUGAGAUUCCUUACAUAGUUUAGUUCACUUUUAAGAUCAGUUAUUACUAAACGAUCAUCGCCAUACAUUGCUUCUCCCUUCACCUUUCUUUCUAGGUUACUAAGGGAUGUAUUCAGAUCAUCGUAAUUGUAAUCGUCAUAUUGAGGAUAAGUUUUUUCCAUCUCCUCCAACUCAUAUUCGUCAUAGUCCUCUGCACCCUCCAUAAUACUGUAACUUAUGUUAGGGACUUUAUGUCUCCAGCUGGUAUCCAACUGUUAAAUUUGUCAUCGUAACCUAACCACUUAACUAGGGCCAUCUUUUUACCCUUCACUGUUCUUUUUCUUAGUACUUUUUCUAUUCUGAAAUCAGGUUCUCUUCCUUCAGCGCUAUACAGUUCUUGUUCAUAAGAUCUACCAAUUAUUGGUUCACCAGCACUGUCUUCUAUUGUGUACGUAUUUGGAUGACCGUGAUACACUUCCGUCACAGUGAACAACUCCUCUGUGAAAUUUGCUUCGUACCCUUUUGUGAACACUGAUUUGUACUUUGAGAUCCGAACACUUUCUCCCACAGUAAACUUUGGUUCUGACGGCUUGCCUAGAUCGUGACUAAAAAGUGUCUGCCAUACUUCAGUCCAGUUGGAGUCAUUUACGCUAUCCGGUGUUGUUUUAAUUGAUCUGUUCACUGAACUGUUGUAAUUAUCAGUUAAGUCUUGAAGGACGUCCAACCAUUUAUAUGUACUGGCACUGUGAAUCUUUCCACAACUGUGGCCUUUUUGUCUUGGUAAGUAGAGAAAAAUUCAAUGUUAUGUUUAUUGAGCAAUGACUUUACAUCUUUGUUGUAGAACUCUGCGCCUUGAUCAAACUGGGCGAAUUUUGGGUAUUUCCCAAAGUGAUUAUUAAAUUGCUCUAAACAGUUACUGACAGCGUCCUUCAUUGCCUUAGCGUUUUUCCUAUACACUGGUACUGUGAACGCAUACCUACUUAGUAUUUCAAUACAUGUAAGAAUCCAGCGGUAUCCCUUGUUCUUGUCGUCAUACUUUGUCUUGUCGACUAAAUCCAUUUGUAACUGUUCACCGAAAGUUUGGACGUACGUCUGUCUGAACUUGUGUCUCCUGAACACUUGUCUAUACCUAGUGUAUGUGUCCUGCUCGUUUAUCCAUUUCUUAACCUGGUUUGUGGUUACUUCAAGUCCUUCCCAUAUUGCUCUAAGAUAUAAGUUUCUAAGUUUCUCUGGUGUUUGGAAUCCAGUUUUAGGAUUGUAGUAAAUAUCUCGUAGUCCCUGUUCUUUCAUAAUAUCGUCGUCCAUCUUAUAUUAACCAAUGUAAGCUCACUACUCAAGGUACAUCUAGAUAAGCACUUCACCUAUAUCAAUAGGUUUCCCGUCUUGAUCUCUCACAUGGAAAACCAGUUCUGAACAUGAACCCUUAACUAUUGCAAAUCUGCUUUCAAUGUCAAUGUAACUAACCACAGAGCCUA